AUGCUCGUCAACUGGGCCAACGAUUCGGAAUGCCUCGGUCCUUUCAUCUACUUCCCGCUUUCCUCCAUAAACUUGCUCUACAUCUGCCUUUUUUUGAACAACACAAACCAUAUGCAUAAGUUGAUAAGCAUGCUCGUCGUUCUCGUCGUCAUUGCGUUCGAGACGCGCUUCGGAGCUUGGCUACGCGGCCACAUUUGGGCUUGUAUUCGGAGAGCCAUUACAACACGAAAGACCAAGAAGACAUCGAAUAAGCGACGUGAAUUGUCGACAUCGAAAAAUCAGGGUCAGAGAGGCAAGGCUCCUCCUGCUGCUGCUCUGCCAACACCAUCUGAAACCCUACGCUACCAUCCGGACAAGCAACUAUCGAACGACACUUCCGCGUUCCGCAAGGUCAACGAAGCUUACGAGGUCCUCAGAAAUCCCCUUCAGCGUCGUAAAUACGACCUGACGUACAAUUUUGUUCGAAGGGAGUUGGAGACUUAUCGCGAGGCGUGGAGGGAGUAUGAGAAAGAAACAGAGCAGCAACCAGAGCAGGCGAUGGAGCUGUACGCCGGUCCUCAUCAGGCAGUGCCGCGCAACCUUCAACGCAAGACCUUACACCCUAUGCCUCCGCAGUGA
Molecule: messenger RNA, 618 nt
Organism: Parastagonospora nodorum SN15
Lineage: Eukaryota; Fungi; Ascomycota; Dothideomycetes; Pleosporales; Phaeosphaeriaceae
Exons: 3
Coding region: 1-618 (205 amino acids)
Source: RefSeq, a predicted model, not a curated record